AUGGUCCGCGCGAUAAAAUGGUUUAAGCGUAUGAAAACAAACGGCAGCGAACCGGACGCAUACACGUAUACAAGUUUGAUUGAUGGUUACAUGCGUAUUGCUGAUAUUGACAAAGCAGAGUCCGUGUUCAGAUCUAUGAUGAUGAAUAAUGUUCAUCCUACAUUGGUUACCUACAACAUCCUCAUGCACCAUUCAGUCACUCAACUCGACAUCAAAACUGCAAUGAGCUUUUGGGAAAAUCUGCUCCAGGCUGGGCUGAAGCCAGACGUUUAUACCUUUGCUAUUCUCAUGCAUGGCUUGGGAGAAGAGGGUCGAGUAGAUGAGGCCUGGCGCCUCUAUAAUACAAUGAAAGAAGAAAACGUGGAUAUCAAUACUCACAUUGCCACGACCCUUAUGGGUAUGCAUGUAAAACAUCGUGACAAUGAACACACUAUACAACUAUAUCGCCAGUUC
This is a messenger RNA of Phycomyces blakesleeanus NRRL 1555(-), 453 nucleotides long. RefSeq lists its product as hypothetical. The transcript has a single exon. The annotation marks the transcript as partial. Gene Ontology annotation, molecular function: protein binding. NCBI's taxonomy places the organism in Eukaryota, Fungi, Mucoromycota, Mucoromycetes, Mucorales, Phycomycetaceae. The record is from RefSeq and is a predicted model, not a curated record.